Messenger RNA from Mercenaria mercenaria, 1044 nucleotides. RefSeq lists its product as uncharacterized. Lineage: Eukaryota; Metazoa; Mollusca; Bivalvia; Venerida; Veneridae. The transcript has 3 exons. The record is from RefSeq and is a predicted model, not a curated record. The coding region runs from base 634 to 1044 and encodes 136 amino acids.
AAUAAUAAGCACAGUUUCAAUGUUCCUAUAUCUACGCCUUCUACACCCUUUAAAACAAAAGUUUCCUCUAUAUCAUUGAGAUACAUACUAAAAAGAAAGGGAGAUAAACACUCCCCUUGUCUAACUCCUAAAAAACACGAAAAACUGUCACUGACAGUAUUCAUUAACUUUACUUUUGAUUUAACACAUUCGUACAUUGACUAAUGACAUCUAAAUUUGUUCCUCUAAUACCGAACUUUAUUAACUUAUACCAUAAAAUAUCCCUCACUACAAAAUCAAAGGCUUUCGUAAUGUCGACGAAAGCACAAUACAAGUUUUCAUUAUUACCUAGACAAUGUGAAAUAAGAGCAUUUAAAACAAAUAUAUUGUCUACCGUACUCAUCUCUUUACGAAAACCUGCCUGCGCUUUAAAGUAUACACUGUAAUUUUCGGCCCAGUUAUUAAGUCUAUUGUUCAAAAUUCGCUUGCCUAAUACACUAAGAAGAGUAAUGCCACUGUAAUUACUUGGAUUCUUAUCAUCUCUUAUCAAUAAAUGACUAUAUAAUAACAGUUAAAUUCAUUUUCAUAUUGUAUUUCCCUGGCUGAAUCUACGAUAGAACAAUUAUUUGACUGGCAUUUUAACAUUGUUGUAAAAUGCAUAUCUUUUUGCUUGGUAUUUUUAGGUGCACAUGUGGUCUCUGUUCACGAAUGCCAACAUUCUUGGAAUCAGGAUGCUGUGAGGUCAAUGACAUAGUGAAGUCAAAAAUGGGUGAUCUACACUGUAUUACUGAGCAUGAAGGCUUUAUUGCGAAUUGUCUCAACAUUCAUGUCUUAGAGGCCUCGUAUUACGAGUUUGUGGAGAAUGAGGGUUACCCUUUGGAAGGCCAACUCAUACAUGAGACUUAUCGCUACCUUGCCUACAGAAGGUUUGUGAGAUGGAUUUUUCACAGAUUGCCAAAGAAGAUGCGGAAAGUUCUCCCAGCUUGUGUGGUUACCAGUAUAAGGACAAAAUUUCCAUCUGAGACAUACUGUGGUUUCAAAUACCCUACGGACAAAAGGCCAUGA